AUGCCAAUAUACUGCAGAUAACAUGCAAAUCAAAUCGUCUAAAACGUAUGCAUCGAUUUGGAAUGUUAACAACAGAAAUUGUCUUGCAAAUUCUGUUUAUAGCAAUACCAUCCCGGCCACAAUUCAAAACCUGUAUUGACAUACUUAGAAAAUUCCCAAUCAAUUUUACAAUCAAAAGUAAACUCACUUUUGCAAUUCAUUACCUAUAUCACCGAAUUAAAAAUCACUUACCAGGAACCCAAUUAAAGCAAUAUAUUUUACAAAUAAUUUGAAGAAUUCUUGGAAAAGCGAAAAUUUAUAUUCGAUAAUGAUUUAUAACAAAAACUUAGUGAACUCUCACCUAGCAAAGAACAAAUUUAAAAAUUAAGCAAUUCUCAAAAAGCAACCAGUGCUAGUUAGAAUCAAAGCUCAUCUAAUCUAUUCUAAUAAUCCUAAAUAAUAUCCAAUAUCAUUAGACAAUUAGAUCUUGUUACUGGUCAAAUGGUUGAAUUAACAUAAACCAAAUAGCAAUUUUAAUCUUAAUAGAUUUCAAUUAUUAAUCAAAAUGAUUCAUCAUCAGUUAUAUUUGAUUAAGGAAUGAAAGAAUUUAAGCUACAAAACUACAAGCUAUCUAUAGAGCAAUUUGAAAAAGCGAUCAAGUUGAAACAGAAUUUUGAAUAGGCAUGGAUCUAUAAAAUAUUGUCUUAUGGAGAAUAAAAAUAAAACAAAAAGGCAAUAGAUGAAUGCGUGAGAGCUAAAUAGUAUUGUUUUAACUCAAGUAAUCUGUGCUUUUUGCAUGGAAUACUUUUGUAAGAAAAUAAGCAAUAUAAGGAGGCCCUGGAAUAAUUUGAUGUUGUUAUUUAAAAUAACAAUAAAAACAUAGAAGCUUUAUACUAAGCAGGUGUUUCAUCAUUUGAAUUGGAAUUGUAUCCUAAGGCACAAGAAUAUUUUCAAAAAAUAAUAUUACAAACCCAUAAUGAGAAGGCAUAUUUAAUGUAAGGAAGAAUAGCUCUGGAGGAAGCACAACAAGAAAAUGCUAUUUUUUGUUUCGAGUAGUGCAUUGAUAUUAAUUAGAAAACUUAAGCUCACUUCUAUUUAGCAUUGAUCUAUAUAAAUUUAAAUGAAAUCAAAAAAGCUUAGUCUUAUAAUGAUAUUUAUUGUCGAAAUUUUUAAGAUGAUAUAAAAGGGAAAUUGUAAAGAGGUUAAAUUUUACUUCUAAAUAAUGAAUAAGAAAAAGCUUUAUAGAUUUUCAAUGAAAUAAAAUAAAAAGAUCCUGCACUUGAAUUUACGGUUAGAUAGAUAAUUGAAUUAUAUAGGCAGAGAUGA
Messenger RNA from Paramecium tetraurelia, 1305 nucleotides. RefSeq lists its product as uncharacterized. Gene Ontology annotation, molecular function: protein binding. The record is from RefSeq and is a predicted model, not a curated record. NCBI's taxonomy places the organism in Eukaryota, Ciliophora, Oligohymenophorea, Peniculida, Parameciidae. The transcript is spliced from 9 exons.